AUGAAAUUGCUCUACACCAUAGAGACAUCGCCAAACCCAACAGCAAUUUGCGCACUCUCCCCGUCGUCGGAGAAUUGCUUCCUUGCUUAUCCACUUCCACAAAAAGCAGCAUCUUCCUCCUUCGCACCACCCUCCCAUGCACCUCCAAACACUACACAUGUUCCGCCGACCUCCGGUGAGGUUUUGAUUUUUGAUGCGGUCAAGUUGGAGGCGGUGAAUGUCGUCGAAGCCCAUCGAUCGCCUCUAUCAUGUGUGAUAUUUAACAAUGAAGGCACUGUCCUCGCAACUGCUUCCGACAAGGGAACCAUCAUUCGAGUUUUUUCCGUCCCGGAUGCUCACAAGCUAUAUCAAUUCCGAAGAGGCUCUAUGCCGUCAAGGAUAUUUAGUAUGGCCUUCAAUAUCACGUCAACCUUAUUGUGCGUCUCAUCUGCCACCGAGACCAUCCACAUAUUCAAACUUGGACCUCAAACCCGGAAAAGCGAAGACGGUGACGAACCUGUUUCGCCUUCGAAAGUUACGGGUGCAUUUCAUAGACGACUAAGUCAGGGCAGUGAAGCUAUGGAUGACAACGCUGAAGAUGAGGACGGAUCAACGUCACCAACUGCACUGUCCAGUCGAAGACCCAAUGGCACGUUCAUGGGCUUGCUGCGCAGAACCAGUCAGCAUGUUGGUAUCAAUCUUGCAACAACUGUGGGUGGUUAUCUGCCCAAAGGUGUUGCGGAGAUGUGGGAGCCAUCCCGCGAUUUCGCUUGGAUCAGACUUCCACGCUCUGCUUCAGGGACUGCACCGAGCCAAUUGCGGAGUGUGGUAGCGAUGAGCAGUAACUCACCUCAAGUGAUGGUCGUGACCAAUGAGGGUAAUUUCUACGUCUUCAACAUUGACCUCGCCAAAGGUGGAGAGGGGACAUUGACAAAGCAGUAUUCUGUGCUCCAUAUUAAUGACAAACUGGGAGGAUCAUCGAUUGACUAUUAG
Molecule: messenger RNA, 972 nt
Organism: Exophiala bonariae
Lineage: Eukaryota; Fungi; Ascomycota; Eurotiomycetes; Chaetothyriales; Herpotrichiellaceae
Gene: ATG18
Product: autophagy protein
Exons: 3
Coding region: 1-972 (323 amino acids)
Biological process (GO): autophagy of mitochondrion; protein lipidation; protein localization to phagophore assembly site
Cellular component (GO): cytosol; fungal-type vacuole membrane; phagophore assembly site membrane
Molecular function (GO): phosphatidylinositol-3-phosphate binding; phosphatidylinositol-3,5-bisphosphate binding; protein binding
Source: RefSeq, a predicted model, not a curated record